AUGCUGGUCGCAGAUGUGGACAGAGAUGUGGCGUUCCAGCUCAAGCUGACGAGCAAGCUGGACCAAUGGCACGCUUUUCACGAGAGAGCGACAAGAAGGCUUUCUGGUUCCGCGGACGGCGCUGGGCCUUCAACCAACCAAACCGCCGAGGUACAACCGCUGGAGGCUGACCAAUCCGAUGGUUCCACGUGUCCAUCUGAGCAAUCUGGUGAUGAGGCCGAAAUUCGGGCAGCAGAAGCUGAGGCUCGGGCAGCAGAGGGUGUAGCGCAGGCAGCAGAGGGUGAAGCGCGGGCAGCAUCAGGUGAAGCACGGGCGGCAAAAGGUGUUGCGCUGGCAGGAGCAGCAGCACUUGAAGCGCGAGAGGCCAAAGCAGCAGAAUCUGAGAAUGCAGCAGUCGCACCAAAACAGCUGGAAGCAGCAGCAGAUGCUCGAGGGGCUGCUUUGGAGGCAGCACUGCAGGUGCAACGAGAGGAGCUAGAGGCUAAGGCAGCAGUGAUACAGGAGCUGCAGGUGAGAUUACACGCAGCAGCAACAAGAGAGGCGGGUUUGGAAGCUUCUCUGAAGCUGCAACGGGAGGAGCUCGAGGCGAAAACAGCAGAGGCGUUGGCAGCACGAGCAGCAGAAGUGGCAGAGCUGCAGCAGCAGUUAGACGUGGCAGUCGCCCGCGAGGCGGCUUUUGACGCGUCCCUGAAGCUGCAGCGCGAGGAAUUAGACGCAAAGGCAGCAGAGGUGCAGGGCCUGCAGGAACAACUACAAGAAGCGGGUGUUAGAGAAGCGGCUUUUGAUGCUUCUCUGAAGCUGCAACGAGAGGAGCUAGAGGCAAAGGCAGCAGAGGCGUUGGCGGCACAGGCUGGGAUGGAGGAGAGGAGGCGGGUGCGGGCUGCAGAAGAGGCUGCUGCUCGGUUGGCGGAGGUGGAGGUGCGGUUUGGAGAGGUGGAGAGGGAGAGAGAGCGGUUGGCGAGGAAUCUGAGUCGGCUGCAGCAACACCUGCUGGAUAGGGAUGCUGACGAUGCACUGCGUUUGGAGCGGGAGGCUGAGAGGAUAUGCCAGCUGGAGUGCCAGCUGGCGGAUAAGGCGAAAGCUCUCGGCCAAUCAGAGUGCGAGAGGGUUGUUCUGGAGCGACAGCUGGCGGAUAAGGCGAGCCAGCUCGGCCAAUCAGAGCGGCGGAGAGUGCGGCUGGAGCAGCAGCUGGAGGAGAGGAGCAGGGAGGUUCGGGAGGCUCGGAUGCAGCUGGCUCGGCUGCAGGCGCAGGCUUGGGCCGAGCCUGCUGGACAGGCGAGGCAGAUCGAUUUGUGUGAUAGGGGGCUAUCACAAGUAGAAGGAGAGGGUGGGGUUGUAAGGGCAGAGGAAGCAGAGGAAGCGAGGGGAGCGGGAGAGGAGAAGCAGGAGAGACAAGGCAUGAGCCAGAAAGAAGUGUUACCGAGCGUGGCACCAGGCUUGGCAACAGGCUUGGGAACAGGCUCGGCAGCAGCAGGCACGUUACCAGGCGUGUUACCAGAUGUGUUACGGCAGGUGUUAGAAGCGGCUCAUCGACCAAUCGCGACAGGCCAUCCCAUGUGCAUGCAUGCUGGGAUGCUGGCGAGCGUGCCACCCAUGGAGGAUGGAGAUGCAUCACGUGCUGCUGACGUGGCAUCCCAUCAUGCAUCGCAUGCUGACGUGGCAUCCGAUCAUGCAUCAGGGGCAGGGACAGGGGCAGCAGCACCAGUUGCAGGUGCUCGUGCUGCUGAUGGGUCAGCAUUUGCAGCACCAUCAGCUUCAAAUGCGCCAGAUGCUGCAGCAGCAUCGUGUGUUGGUGCAUGGGCUGCAGCUGCUUCACACGCUGCAGCAACACCAGCUUUUGAGGAGGCGCGUCAAAACUCGGCGCAGGUGUUGGCUCGAGAGGCGAUGUGCGCAGCAGCACAGUCGUCGCUGGAGGCAGAGGGUGCGACUGGAGCAGGAGAUGCAGCAGGAUCAGUGUUUGAACAGCUUCUUGAAACUCGUCUCUCCAGGGGAGAACAGCAAUGCGAGAGGACAGGGAGGCUGGGACCUGGUGUGGCUGAAGCAGGGAGGGAGUGUGAGAUGGCAGCUCUGGUGGAGGAGAAUGGGAGGCUGGAGGCGGAACGGAAUCGGGCGGAGGAGGAGAGGGUGAGAGAGGAGGAGAAAUGUGCGAGGAUGGGUGAGGAGAUGCGUGAGCUGCGAGGCAAUCUGCAGGAAGCGGAGGCGUUAUGCUGGCAGAGGCAGGCUCAACUGGAGGAGGCGUUAUCUGAGGUGGCAGCGGGGAGGAGGGAGAGGGGGGCACUAGAAGAGGAGCUGCUGCGGCUGCAGUGUGCUCUGGAUCAGUGUAUGCUGCGACUCAAUAGCGAUUCUGCUUAUAUGGUGGACAGGAGAAUCGUGGUGAAGCUGCUGGUGGCAUAUUUUCAACGCAACCGCAGCAGAGAGGUGAGCAUGUGGGUGUGGGAAUGGAUGGGCAUGGGCAUGUGCACGUGUGCAGGCACGUGUGUUGCCGUUAUGUGCUCCCAUGGCAACUGCUCGGAUGAAGCAAAUCGUGGUGAAGCUGCUGAUGGCAUAUUUUCAACGCAACCGCAGCAGAGAGGUGCGCACGUGGGUGUGGGCAGGGACAUGUGUGCACUGUGCAGGCUGUUAUGUGCUCUGUAA
Molecule: messenger RNA, 2634 nt
Organism: Closterium sp. NIES-65
Lineage: Eukaryota; Viridiplantae; Streptophyta; Zygnematophyceae; Desmidiales; Closteriaceae
Source: the annotation of a GenBank genome assembly